Trichoderma atroviride IMI 206040 is the source of this 651-nucleotide messenger RNA. RefSeq lists its product as uncharacterized. NCBI's taxonomy places the organism in Eukaryota, Fungi, Ascomycota, Sordariomycetes, Hypocreales, Hypocreaceae. Gene Ontology annotation, biological process: base-excision repair, AP site formation. The record is from RefSeq and is a predicted model, not a curated record. Gene Ontology annotation, molecular function: pyrimidine-specific mismatch base pair DNA N-glycosylase activity; uracil DNA N-glycosylase activity.
UCGUCGUCGUCGUCCCCGCAGAAAAAGAAGCGCAAUCGCCAAAAGUCUGGCUACGCUCCGCCUUCAACUUAUGCCCACUUGCCAGAGCUGCCUGAUGCCGUCGCGCCCAAUCUCCUGGUGUUUUUCAUCGGCCUGAACCCCGGCAUAGAGACUGCUCGGACAGGCCAUGCUUAUGCACACCCUUCCAAUCUAUUUUGGAAACUCCUCUUCUCGAGCGGCGUGACGCCCGUGCCGUGCCGUGCCGAUGAGGACAGGCAGAUGCCGGAGCGGUUCAGUCUUGGACUAACCAACAUCGUGGCACGGCCCAGUCGAAACGGCGCCGAGCUCAGUAAACAGGAGAUGGACGACGGUGUCGCUCUCUUGGAAGACAAGGCUCGCAAGUGGCGGCCAGAGAGCAUGUGUGUCGUUGGCAAGAGCAUUUGGGAGAGCAUCUGGCGUGUGCGUCACGGGUCUCCCGUUGGCAAGGCGUUCAAAUACGGGUGGCAAGACGAAUCUGAGAACAUGGGCAUCAUCAAGGGCGAGUGGGCGGGAGCAAAGGUCUUUGUUGCAACGAGUACAAGCGGACUUGCAGCAUCCAUGUCCCCGGCCGAAAAGCAGGCUGUGUGGAACCAGUUGGGCUCCUGGGUCAAGACAAGAAGAGCCGAAAGAGAG